Messenger RNA from Hordeum vulgare subsp. vulgare (domesticated barley), 1380 nucleotides. RefSeq lists its product as uncharacterized. Gene Ontology annotation, biological process: post-translational protein targeting to membrane, translocation. Bases 115 to 1191 code for a protein of 358 amino acids. Lineage: Eukaryota; Viridiplantae; Streptophyta; Magnoliopsida; Poales; Poaceae. The transcript is spliced from 5 exons. The record is from RefSeq and is a predicted model, not a curated record. Gene Ontology annotation, cellular component: endoplasmic reticulum; endoplasmic reticulum membrane.
CGAAAUUUCUCGCAUCCGACGUGAGAUCCGGAUUUCCACCCAGUCCCUUGGCCUGGUUCCGUCACGGGCUAGGGUUUCGCCGUCUCUCGAGCGUAGCGCGUCGGGGCGGCGGAGAUGGCAGGGAAGGGAGCCAAGGCGACGGCCGCCAAGGCGGCGGAGAAGGAAAAGGGGAAGAAGGCCCCCGCCUCCCGUUCCUCCCGUGCCUGUUCCCAGGAGGAGCCAGCUCCAAAGAAAGAUGUGUACCAAUUGUUUGCUGAGAAGGUUCGGGAUAACAAGCAGCUGGAAUCGAGAUGGGCUGUCAUGCAAGAAACUCGCGUUGAGUAUUUUCGUGGAAAAGAUUUUACUAGUUUCAUCAAGAAUCAUCCAGAAGUUGGGGAAAUUUUAGGGCCGGAUAAAGAUAUGGAAGCUGAAGAUAUUGUUAACACCUUGCUUAUCAAAAACCUUGUAAUAAGGUGUGACCGAGUUUGGAAAACUGUGAGACCAGGAAAGAAAAAGUUAUCAUCCUGGCCUGCUCAUUUGGAGAUACAUCAGGAACAAGUAUUCACUGAAAAUGAUGGUUUUUAUGCUUGGAUGUUUCUCAAAAGACGGACCUUGUGGCAGACGAUUCUUUCAUUUAUUUGGCCUGUCUUUGCAUUGGCGGUCUGCUUAUUUCCAGUUUACCCAUACCAAUGCAAGAUUGUGGUACUGUACUCUUGCGCUGGAGCCUUACUGUUUAUCGUAUCCCUGCUUUUAUUAAGAGCUGCCAUCUUUGGCGUAUUAUGGGUUCUUCUUGGAAAACGGGUGUGGUUCUUCCCCAAUAUAAAUGCAGAGGAGACCACAUUUAGAGAACUCGUUCGGUUUUGGCCUGAGAAGGAUGAGGGAGAGCGACCAAAGUGGACGUCAAGACUUUUCUAUGCUACUGUUGCCUUAUUGGUGAUAUUGCUGCUUAGACAUCACGCUCCAGAUGAAGCAGCUAGAGCGAGGUACCAAAAGAAGGUUUCUAAUAUAAUUGAUGAUGUCCUUGAGUGGUCUCCGAAGUUGGCUUUGUCUGGGAUGAUGGAUAAACAUACUGAGGAUAAUGCGACAGAAACUAGCAAUUACACCAGCCAUGCCACAAUGACUACCGAAAAAUCCACAGAUGCAGACGAGGAUGUGGAUGCAGAUGAAACCCAAGGUGCUGAUGAUACGAGAACGAGAUCUAGUGAAGCUUAAAACGGAACUCAACUUCUGAAUUUGAUGGAAGUUUCAUAAGUACUCUUCUGGGGUUCUAAUUAUACGGAUAUAGAAAAUUCGGGGUGUUCAUUCUGACCAUGUUUUGUUCGUAUAUUGCCACCGAUCAGCUGUACUCGGAAAGGAAAUGUUUUGUCAAAAUCCUAAAUCAGACUACCUUUUUUGUUUGCA